CAGCCAAUCGGGAGGCACGUCGCUUUCUGGAAGCGUCCGCGGCUUGAGGCGGCGCAUGUGCAGCGCGACUCGGCUCCCGGUAUCCAAGGGCAUCGGUGACGUUGGGCUGUAUGCAUGCAUGGCAGCUGCUGUGAGCUGCAGGCAGAGUGCAGCCAGAGGCCUGGCAGCAUUUGGACUCAGGCAGCGGAGACUUUGCUGCGGAAAUCUUCCCAGAACCCGAGGGAGUGACUACUACUAUUUGACCUGGAGACGGAGUACCUUGCCUCUAUGCCAUAAACAGAGACUCGAGGUGUGCCAUGGUAGGCCUUCCCGGCGGAUUAGCAGCGUGUCGUGGGCUACGCAGGCUGCUGUCCACGUUCAGUACCGGACUAAGAGACGGCCAGGCAUCAUAGGACAUACGGCGGCUGCCCAUAGACUUAACCUUGGGCCAAAUCACUUUCCGGAUUUGGAACGGGCCCAGGUACCUACGUAUGGCCUUUUGCAUGGUGCCUGCAGUGGAAGGUCACUCCCAAGUGACAUACGCCUGCAAUCCCUCAUCUGUAUCCUGGACGAGAAGGUCAGUAUGCAGCUGGUCAUGAGUGGCUGGGGAAAGAAGCAGACUGCCCUACUGGAGGUGCCCUGCUCCAGGUUGGUUCGUUUGCAGCAGCUGGUGGCCUCCAGGGUGGAAAGCGUGCCUGCUGGACUGGAUGGGCGGCUUGGUGCUGAGCAAGCGAGUGCACUUCUCCUGGCCCAGCUGGAAGGCAUCUUGGAUUCAAUCACAACUGUCGAUGGUGGCAAUGCAGAUGACAUUGUGGUGGAGCAGCAUGUCUCCUCUAAUUCUGACAGGGAGACAAUGGUUAAAGAUUUGCUUGAGGAGUGUGUCCCAGAAACACUGGCAGGGAAGCCUGAGGAAACCAGAGUGUCCCCUGCAAGUGUGCAGAUUUCCCAUACAGAAGAACCCUCCGAGACCAUGCUGAGCCUUUGGGACAUGCAUGAGGGGCACCUGGAUUCUUUCCAGGCACUGUUUGACAGUGAGCGCUGCCCGAUGCCAUACCACUUGGGUUUUGAGCACCCCACAAUUCCUGUGCCACCACUUGGAGCAUUGGCCACUUUCAGUGGCACCGGUAACCUUGCAAGUGCAAGCUUUCAGAAGAAGGAGCCCAGUAUGGAGGAACAUCUAGCUGUCCUUUAUGAAAAGCUGAGAGUGGAGUUGCCGAAUUUCUUCCUGAAGCCGCAUGAUUAUGGGAUGUACUCUCCAAAUGUAGAAUUCAUCAGCCAGUUUCCAAGGAUAAAGACGCGGGGUCGUACCACCUAUCAGAUAGUUGUGACAUUGCUUCGGUUUAUCGUUUGGAAUUACUGUGCAGAUGUUCACUUGGACAUUAUGAAAAUGACGCAGCAUCCUGAGAACUGCACCAUUCAAGUCCGCUGGAGAAUUACAGGACUCCCGCUCCAUGUUUUGAUACUGAAAUUUUACAAGAAGGACAAGACUGAACUCUAUCGAACCUAUGAUGCAUAUUCCACGUUCUAUCUGGGACCUGAUGGACUUAUUCAUCGGCACAAGGUCGACAAGAUGAUGCCGACCCAGCCCCCAGUUGCCAAGGUGAAGACGCUGCUUGUUGGGGCCCUGGUUGCCCUCGGACUGGAAGAACACCGACCGGCAUUGAACCUGCUACUUGCUCAGUCUGCUGGCAAAGUGGUGGAAAAGCACUGCUGAGAGUGCCAUGGCGUUGGGCAGAGUGGGACAGGGUUUUACACCGUCAGGAACAAACAUGUGCUAAGCUUGCUGGGCUAGCCCGCUGGCAGUUGCUGCACUUUGUACCCAUCCAGGCUGCUUCGGUCAUCUCAUGUUUUGAUGCAAUUGGAAAGCCCACCCGCUCGCACCCCUCCCUUUCGCUCCCUAUGAACUGCUUUUGCACUGUACAUAAAAUGGUAGCGAGAAUGCAGAUCUAUGCAAUGUUAGGUUGCCUGGAGAGUAUGUACUGUCAGGUGAGGAAUGUGUAAGAUAGUAAGACCAUUGUACAUUACGCCUUAUAAUUUUAAUUUCCGUCCUAAUGGUUGCGAACUCUAAUAGAGUAAGGCUUCACUGGGUUGCUUUUCUUUGUUGUUGGGGGCAUGCUUCUAGCUGUCCAGAUUACCAUAUCAAAAGUAUUAGGUUCGUUCUGUUCCUCAGGCUGUUAGUUUGCCUGGAAUGUGUUGAAGAGUCUGCUCAUGGUGUUCUCCCCCCCCACCUUUGCAAUCACCCAAUUUUGCAGAUUAAAAAAAUUCGAUGGGAUCCAAUGCAGCGCUGGGGCAGAGUGGUACUAGGGUAUGGAAUGCUGCGUUUCCCCCUUGAUUGCUUUUGCUACAGCACCAGCUGCAGGAGUGGGUAAGCUUGCCCCGCUGCAUCUGAAUUCUGCUCCCUCCUAUUCCCCCAUCCAACUGCAAUCUCAGUACUGUGUGAUGCUUU
This is a messenger RNA of Chiloscyllium plagiosum (whitespotted bambooshark), 2425 nucleotides long. RefSeq names its product chromosome unknown C6orf136 homolog (gene cunh6orf136). NCBI's taxonomy places the organism in Eukaryota, Metazoa, Chordata, Chondrichthyes, Orectolobiformes, Hemiscylliidae. The record is from RefSeq and is a predicted model, not a curated record.